AUGUGUCAACUCAGCCAUUAUCUUGUUUUUUUUUACGUCACUUGCUGUACAAGUGGAGUAACUAUGGGCUUCUCAUAUUAGUUGCAUUGUGAAGAGGUCUCUACAUGGACACAUUUGUGGAUGGGGCAGAGGGUCUGGUCUCCUCUUUCAGCCAGAGUAACCCUCUCUACGACAAGGAUAUGAAGCUGAGCAGAAGUGACAUCUACAGCUUCCAGAGCAAUGAUAUCAAGCCAGCAAAACCCAAACAGUGUUGUUUGAAUUUUGUUGUGGUCUACCUGAUUUUACUGACUGGAUUGAAUGCAUUUCUUCUGUAUAAAGUAUUUACUCUGGAGUCUGGAAGUCAUAUGGCUUCUGACAAACUGACCUCCUCCGAUCAUAUUCCCCUGGGGGGUGAGCAAGAUGAUCUCUCCAUGAUGGUACGCAACACUAGUCUUGAGACUCGCUCUAUGAAAGGCCAGUUGGGGACGUUGAAGACCCAAGUUGACAGUCUUUGUGGUGAAGAGGGACAACUGGGCAAGCUGAAGGCAGAGCUGGGCAUAGUCAAUGCCAGCACACACCUCCUUCAGGACAAACUUGAAACACUGAGCCGUAAAGCAGGCCCCCCUGGACCAAGUGGACCAAAGGGUGAAUCUGGAAUGGCAGGAGAGCCUGGUCCAAUGGGUGCACCUGGAGAAGCUGGACCUUCUGGUCUGAGAGGAGAAAAAGGAGAGAAAGGUGAAGCUGGACAGUCUGGCCCAAGAGGAGAAAUAGGACUCACAGGAAAACCUGGAGAACAAGGCCCCACUGGUCAACCAGGCCAAGAUGGUUCCCCUGGAGACCAAGGACCUGAGGGACCAGCUGGUCCUGUUGGUCCCAAAGGAUCCCAAGGACACCCAGGCUUCCCUGGGGCUCAAGGACCAGGAUCAAAAGGGGAAAAGGGGGAUCCUGGAUCACCAGGAUCUCUAGGAGAGCCAGGCAAAGAUGGGCCCAAAGGAGAUAAAGGGGAUGAUGGGGGAGUUGGGGCUACUGGGUUGCCAGGAAUACCUGGUCUGAAGGGAGACAGCGGCAGAUCGGGAAUACCUGGAGCACGAGGACCACCAGGACCUAUUGGACCUUCAGGCUUUAAUGGCACCAACGGUCUGAGAGGAUUUCCAGGCUUAGCUGGUAAUCCUGGAGCAGCAGGUCCUCGUGGAGAGAAGGGAGAGAGAGCAGAUACUGAAAUUGUGCGCAUUGUGGGUGGGGGGCCUCGAGGGAGAGUGGAGGUGCUCAACAUGGGGGUCUGGGGCACUGUGUGUGACGAUGGCUUUGAUACUCUCGAUGGGACCGUGAUCUGCAAGAUGCUGGGGUAUCACAGAGCCAGUGCUGUCUACACGGCCAACCCAGGAGUGGGUAAGAUCUGGCUUGAUGACCUGCGAUGCAGAGGCACUGAAACCAGUGUGUUUGAUUGCCCUCACAACGGCAUGGGUGUCAACAACUGUGACCACCAGGAAGACGCUGGGGUUACGUGCAUCUAAAACAUGGAUGGACAAGCAAACACAUACACAAACAAGUACACAGAGAUAUACACACUCUUCAUAAUAGCUACAUAUAUUACAGCUGGAUAAUGUUGUAUCACUCACAGCAAAUAAUGUUAUUAAGGCUUGUAUGGUGCUACAUGGUACAAUCUUUAUUCGGAAUGAUUAGUUGUUGACUUAAACUCUGUUCUGAUUCUGAUUUAGCAAACAUGGCAACUUAAUAAUGUAACUAUAAUUACUUUCCUUUUAAUUGUCAGAUGAUUACAGUAAAUGCCAGUGUUUCACUAAGUCUGUUCUGAAGAAGUUAGUGUUGCAAGUACUUUUUAAGCAGUCAGAUUACAGAUGGGAAAUAGGCUGCAUUUAUAUAGCGCUUUUCUACCUUAGCUGCACUCAGAAACGCCUCUCAUUCACCCGUUCACACUCAUACACCGACGGUGGCAGAGCUGCCAUGCAAGGCGCUAGCCUGCCCAAUCGGGAGCAACUUGGGAUUCAGAGUCUUCUCAAGGGCAUUAUCUACUUACCUGGCUUAGAAUACAUCAGCAUUUAAUGUAAUUUUACACAAUACAUUAAGGAUUAAAACAUUUACACCUAUCUUUGCAAGAUUGAAAGGGCCAAUUGUACUGGGAUGUUUAAUAUUGCAUUUGUCUAAUAAUGGUAAUGUGUAGCUGGUGUGGAGAGGGUCGCAGACGUGUGCUUCUGCUCCGUCCAAAAGUUGAAUUUUUAUUUCUUAAAAGUUACCGAACUUC
This is a messenger RNA of Osmerus eperlanus (European smelt), 2239 nucleotides long. It is a transcript of the gene marco, whose product is annotated as macrophage receptor with collagenous structure. The transcript has 14 exons. The coding region runs from base 105 to 1493 and encodes 462 amino acids. NCBI's taxonomy places the organism in Eukaryota, Metazoa, Chordata, Actinopteri, Osmeriformes, Osmeridae. The record is from RefSeq and is a predicted model, not a curated record. Gene Ontology annotation, cellular component: extracellular matrix; membrane.